Messenger RNA from Scophthalmus maximus (turbot), 4524 nucleotides. RefSeq names its product S100 calcium binding protein U (gene s100u). Gene Ontology annotation, cellular component: perinuclear region of cytoplasm. The transcript is spliced from 3 exons. NCBI's taxonomy places the organism in Eukaryota, Metazoa, Chordata, Actinopteri, Pleuronectiformes, Scophthalmidae. Gene Ontology annotation, molecular function: calcium ion binding. The coding region runs from base 170 to 880 and encodes 236 amino acids. The record is from RefSeq and is a predicted model, not a curated record.
GGGAAAAAAAAAAAAAAAAGAAAAUCACGGAAGAGAUUGUGUAGUCCUACUAGUUUGGCAAGUUCCCUGAGCCGAGAGCAGCGCGGACAGGCGGAGAAGCGGGCAGAAUCUCCACGUUGUGCACAUUUACACUGCUCUUGUCCCGCGGACGUUACACGAGAGAAGAGUCAUGGAGUCUGCUAUCCAGACCCUGGUGAAGGUCUUCCUGAAGUCGAGCAAGGAAAAGGAGACUCUAGGGAAGAAAGAAUUCCAGGGCCUCGUCAAGUCCCAGCUCAGCAACAUCCUGUCGGACACAGACAGCAAGGAAGCGGUCAACAACAUGCGUCAAAGGCUGGAUGCAGACCAGGACGGCAAGGUUGGCUUUGAGGAGUACAUGAAGCUGGUCGGCUACCUGGCGGUCUCACUCAGCGAGCAGCGUGUCCUCGCUAAGGAGGAGCCGGCCCAAAAUGCAGCCUCCGGACAAGUGGCACAGAGCGCCCCCGACGAAGAGGAGGCGACGCCGGAGGCGAAGGAGGAAGCGAAGCCAGAAGCGAGCGAAGAGGCCAAGGCAGACGCAGCUGCUGGGGUGAAGCUGGAAGCAAAUGCAGGCGGAAAGGUGGAUGUGAAGGCAGAGGUAAAGGAGGAGGGAGUGACGCUGCCUGGGGUCACAACGGAGGAGCUGCCUGCAGCAGCAGUAGCAGCACCAGAGGCGGCGGCGGCGGCGGUAACGGCGGCGGCAGAGGCUCCAGCAGCAGAGGUGGCGGCGGCGGCGGUGGAAGUGGUGGUGGAAGGAGAGGAGAAGGUGGAGGAGGCCGCGGAGAAGGUGGAGGAAGCGGCAGAGAAGGUGGCCGCAGCUGCGGAGGAAGAAGUGGAGAAGAAGACAGAGGAGGCGACCUCAUAGGGGACAAUCCAUUCCUUCACACACACGCACACACACACACACACACACACACAACACACUACACACUCACAUUAGAACACUACACAUACACAUUAACGUUGCCAAAAUACGUUUGUAAGCCACUAAAUAAUAAUUAUUUUUUUAAAUACACACAACUUUGAAAUACAAAGUGUAGGUAAAAGUUCGAACACUACAAAACCCACCUCUGAAGAAACCCACGUUCCUUAAACACGAUAGAUAAUACACGUACGUGACAGUAGAAGUAUCGCUUUGUACUGCUAGUUACCACUAUGUUCAUAUGUACAGCAUGUGCAUCCCACUAUAUAGCACAUUUACCUCAUCAUGAUAUACUAUGAUUGCAUGCAGAAGUACACGAUCGUGUGCAUGCCAGAUCCCUGUGAAAACUGAAAAAAAAAAAAAGUAUGAUUUCCCUGCACAUGAGGCCAAAGUGUCGCUGCAUGUCGACGCACCGCUGCAGCCGAGAGGCUCCGUUCAGAUCACGUCCUCCCCUCACCUUUGACUCUAUCUGGAUCUCUUCCUCCACAGUCUCGCCACGCGGCCCUACAUUGGUUACUGUUCAGUCGUCCGGGCAUAAAAUCACGAGUAUACAUCUUGCUAUAGGUACUAAUGGCUUAAAGGCAUAGUUUGACAUUUUGGGACAGGUGCUUCUCAACUUUCUUGACCAGAUCACUGCGGACGAGGUGUCCGUUGAAUAUAACAGCUGGCAGCUGGUAACGGCGGGGGGGGGGGGGACAGCAUCCCUGCCUCUGUCUAAAGGGAACAAAAAACGUCAACCGGCCCCUUUAAAGCUCACUGCCUUAAUGUGUUUUAUCCGUGCAGUUACAUAUUCCACAAUAUUGUGCGGCCGGCGGGCAGAUUUAGUUUCCUUCAGACAGCAGGGUUAGCCGUUACCUUGUGUUUUCAGCCUUACACUAAGCUAAGCUAACUGGCCAUCGAAUACAGCUUCAUGUUUACCGGACAGACGUUCAAAGUGGUAUCAACCUUCUCGUCCAACUCCUGGAAAGAAAGCAAAUUUAUGUAAAUCCCAAAAUCUUGAACCAUUCCCACCAUGGUUGCAUGAAAAUCUGUCAAGAACACUACAUCAUUAUAAUUUUUUUGUUUUUAAACAUUCUCACCUUUUAACUCCCAGUGCUUUGGAGCUGAUUUGGCAUGACAAUAAACAUAUUGUUUUGCUGAAGCUUUGCAUUCAGCUCAUGUUAAUUGUGUACUCAAUCACACCCUCUUCUCUCUUUCUCUUUUAUUCUACUUCACGGGCUCUCGGUCUCUUAACUUUUUUUUUAAUUCCAUUAUCCCCAGAGAGGUUCACUUCACCCGGGGCCCACGGUAUAUUGUCCUCACGUGCAGUCCGCCAUCUAUUUGGAACUGGAAGAUCGGGCGUGGCCCUUUGCUAAAUAAUUAAGGUCCGAGGAUGGAACCCACACCAAAGGACCCUUACGGUCAAAUGGGAGCCCAAGAUAGUCCCAUGGGGGUGGGAUGGUCACUGGAGGAGCAGGUCAGAGAAGGUGUGCAUGCAACCUAAUCCACCUUGAUUAGAACCGUUGGAGAAGAACAAGAUAACAAACACCAAGAAGCAAAGAACCCCACAACAGGUGUCACCCGGUGGCACUUCUUUUAUCUAAAGUACUUUACGAUGUAGUUAGUGCAUGUUCUUAUUGGAUUUUACAACAGCACUGAGUGAUAGAAACUACACGGCCUUUUUUUUUUAGGCUCCGUUGUAAAUUGUUGAUUGCUGCUUGGUGUUUUCCACUGGUUUUAGCACCAGCUUUUCAAGCGUGUGUGUGUGUGUGUGUUUGUGAGUCACACCCUAAUACAACGCAGAGACCCUGUUUGACGUGCAACUGGAUCCUUGGGUCGCGUUGGGAAACGGCUGGAUCAGGCAUUUGAUGGGAAACACACCCUGGGGAUUACUCCACUGAUCCUGCCCAUCAGACAUAGUGGUAGUGUCAGAGGUUGUGUAAAAAACUAUACUGAGCCAUCGAUAUGAUACUAUACAAACACUGUGGUGUUAUCUUUUUUAUUUUUAUUUUUUUUUUAACAACAGGCUAAAAAUAAGAUGUUGCAUGCUAUCAGAAACGUAUUCGCUAAAUAUAAACCAUUGUAUUACCAUUACUCUGGCCCUGACUUAAGUUCCACGUGGCCUCUUUACAUUUUAUUUUAAACCUAAUCCUUUUCCUUGUUUUGGACCACUACGGAGAUCACUUGAAACAUGGUUCUUUGUCACAUUUGUUAAUUACAAUUUAAUGACGUGUAAAUUGUCUCACCAUCAAUAAUGCAGCCAUGAGAAGGGCUCGUGUUGCAGGAUUGCUAUAUCCACGGUCUACCUGGCCACGUAGUGCUGGAGGCACACAGGCAUUUGGCACACUACCAGAUGUGCACCUGUAACAGCACCAGGCGCUUCAAACUGCUCGGUCAAGACAAAUAAACCGAGUCACGUGGUUCACGCCGGCUCACCGCGACACUCCCAUUGUAAAUACUCAUUUACACUCACUCUGCUCAGCCUUAAUACUCCAUGUUGCCUGCAUGAUCUACGACUAACAAACUUAUUAAGACAUUUUGGGCUAUUUAGACUAUAUUAUUCAAUCUUUUUUUUUUAAUUAAAACCUAUAUUCUUUUUUUUAUAUGAAAUCAUUUUUCUAAUCAUGGUACUUCCUGUGAAUAAUGGAAACAUAUCACUCUUGCACCACCUACAGCCAGUUUCCUGUUCAACACACAGGCAUCGGGCAUUGCAUCUCUUAGUCGUGUGUGUGUGUAUAUAUAUACAUAUACAUACAUGUAUAUGUAUACAUACAUACUGCCAAGCUGCAUACCUUGUUUUCUAUUUCCCAGGCACAUUUAAAGACUGCAGGGGUUUUUUUUAUCACCUCUCUCCUUGUUCGGCCAAUUCGUUUAAAAUGUGAUCUUUGUGUUCUGUCUUCGCUCACAGUCAUCGUUAGCCAAAUUAUGGCAAGAAGAAACUGGAUCCAGCUUAAUUGACUUUACUGUUUUAAAAUUACUUGACUUGCACUACCAGCAGACCUGGGCUAAACAUCAUCUGGAAAUUGUUUUAGCAAAUUUUUUUCUUUCUUUUAAUCCAUUUGGAACAGCAGAUGGACGGAGUGUGCCGCGAGCGCAAAGCUUUCUUUCAGCGAGGUUGAACUGUCUCCUUAAGGCAGUUUUGUUAGUGUCCCAUAGUGCAAACUACGCCCAACCUUAACUCCAUGUAGAUUAAAAACACGCCGUAACCAAAUGCAGCAGAUUUGCAGCAGGGAGUGUUUGCAGCCAGAUUUUCAUCACCGCACAAUAAGUCUCAUUCAUUGAGACACAGUGGACGGACACAAAAGCCUGUGUUAAGAAUCCUCCCAAUGGAUAUAAUAAGUGAACAUACAAGUGUACGGAUGUGCUCCUAAGGCUCAUUUGGUGUUAGUGAUUAAGGGACCAUUCCCAGGAUAUUGUGCAGGCUUCCAUCACUGUACGUUGAAGACCAGACUAGAGGGUGUGCGUGUGUGUUUAGCAGUUGAACUUGUCAGUAAGUUCAGCAAACUCCAUGAUGCUUGUAUUUUAACUUCACAUGUAAUGCUGUAUCAUUUUUGCUUAUUCUUUGUAACAUUUAAUGGCUAAUAUUGAAUAAAACUGUGACGAUACUA